Molecule: messenger RNA, 1419 nt
Organism: Geosmithia morbida
Lineage: Eukaryota; Fungi; Ascomycota; Sordariomycetes; Hypocreales; Bionectriaceae
Product: COMPASS component SWD1
Exons: 2
Coding region: 1-1419 (472 amino acids)
Cellular component (GO): Set1C/COMPASS complex
Molecular function (GO): protein binding
Source: RefSeq, a predicted model, not a curated record
AUGAACCUCCUUCUUUCCGACGAAUACCUGUUGCAGGACUACCCUGACUGCAUCACCAACACGAUCCGCUCCGGCCACACCACCAUGAUGCGCUUCGACCGCAAGGGCGACUACUUGGCCUCUGGCCGCGGCGACGGCACCGUCGUCAUCUGGGACCUAGAUACGAUGGGGGUGGCCAGGAAGCUGAGGGGCCACAAUAAGAACAUAACUUUCCUCAGCUGGUCCUGCUGCGGGAGGUAUCUGCUGUCCACCUGCCAGGGCUGGAAGGCCAUCCUGUGGGAUCUGCAGGACGGGAAGCGCCUGCGCGAGGUGCGCUUCCGCGCACCGGCCUACAUGGGGGAGCUGCACCCGUGGAACCACUUCGUGUUCGUCGCAUCACUCUUCGAGGAACAGCCUGUCAUAGUCGACAUGUCGGAACCCGUCGACGUCAAACACGUCCUACCGUCGGCGCCGAAACGACCGAACACGGACGGAGACGCCGCCCUCAACCAGAAGCAAGCCAAGGAGGACGCCCGGCAGAUGACGACGUCGGCCAUCUGGACGGCGACGGGCGAGCACAUUCUCUCGGGCACCAGCAAGGGGUGGUUAAACAUCAUCGACACCGACACGCGCCAGGUGAUAUACUCGGAGAAGAUAUGCGGAGCCGCCAUCACGACGAUGCGGCUGACCGGGUCCGGUAGGGAGCUCCUGGUCAACUCGCAGGAUCGCAUCAUCCGCACGUUUCGACUGCCCAACCUGUCGGUCGAGGACCUAGACCUCGACACGCUACAGGUGCCGCUGGAGCACAAGUUCCAGGACGUGGUCAACAGACUGUCGUGGAACCACGUCACGUUCAGCGCCACGGGCGAGUACGUGGCGGCGUCUACGUACAACAAUCACGAGCUCUACGUUUGGGAGCGCGGGCACGGCAGCUUGGUGUGCAUGCUCAAGGACCCCAAGGAGGAGCAGGGUGUCAUCGAGUGGCACCCCACGCGGACGCUGCUGGCGGCGUGCGGCCUCGAGACGGGAAGGAUCUACAUAUGGUCCGUCGUGAGCCCGCAGAAGUGGUCAGCGCUGGCGCCCGACUUUGCAGAGGUCGAGGAAAACGUCGAGUACAUUGAGCGCGAGGACGAGUUUGACAUCUACGCCCAGGAGGAGAUCCACCGUCGCAGGCUGGACGCCGAGGAUGAGGACAUCGACGUCCUCACGACCGAUGCUGCUUCCAAGGCACCCGGGGAAGACGGCGGCAGCUUCAGGAUGCCCAUCCUGUUCAACCUCGGCGAGAGCGACAGCGAGGAGGAGCUCAUUGCCGUGUCGACAGGUACCAUGCGGCGUAGGAGUCCGGGGGAUGGCCAAGGCGAUGUCGAUGACGGAGCUAGCGAGAGGGCACCUGCGAAGAAGGGAGCUUCAGGCAAGGGACGGCCCAGGAAGAAGCAGUGA